This is a messenger RNA of Branchiostoma belcheri (Belcher's lancelet), 474 nucleotides long. RefSeq names its product gamma-aminobutyric acid receptor subunit gamma-3-like. The transcript has 6 exons. The record is from RefSeq and is a predicted model, not a curated record. Gene Ontology annotation, cellular component: membrane. The coding region runs from base 22 to 474 and encodes 150 amino acids. Gene Ontology annotation, biological process: monoatomic ion transport. Gene Ontology annotation, molecular function: extracellular ligand-gated monoatomic ion channel activity. Lineage: Eukaryota; Metazoa; Chordata; Leptocardii; Amphioxiformes; Branchiostomatidae.
CACCAGUGUACCUACAGUUCCAUGACAGGCAAGUCGUGUGGAGGUCUGCUGCUUUCCUCCCUGUCUGAGCUAAUCAUGGCUUCGAAGAGUCUGCCGAUCAUCGCGGUGCUGCUGCUGACUCAGACGGUGGUCCGACUGUCCGCCCGCGGCAUCCCGACUCCCAUGGCCACGGGCACCGCCGCUCCCACCGGCGAAAUCAACGGCAUCAGCAUCUUCGCAACCGCCGUCAUGGAGGACGAGCGCAUGACGACACCCUCGGCCCGCCUGUAUGACGAGGAGCCCGCCGUGCGACAGGAGAACAUCUACACCGGCCCCACGCAGGAUAUCCUGGAGGACCUGCUGGAGAACUACUCCAUGGACCUGCGCCCCGGCAUCGGAGGACCGCCGGUGGACAUCGACGUGGGUUUUGCGGUACAAAGCAUCGAUCAGGUUUCCGAGAUCAACAUGGAGUACACCAUGACUAUGUUGCCCUAG